Molecule: messenger RNA, 1302 nt
Organism: Seminavis robusta
Lineage: Eukaryota; Bacillariophyta; Bacillariophyceae; Naviculales; Naviculaceae
Source: the annotation of a GenBank genome assembly
UGCAUUCUUGCGGACCAAUUUUCACUCCCGUCCAGCUCCCGAAACCACUCCACAAAUUUCGCCUCCCAUGACAAAAACGUUCAGCAUUGGUCUCCGCUUUCAUGCUCGAGAUCCAAUGGCCACAAUACAUUGUCAUCCAGCACUUUCCUCUUUGUGGUUGCAUUUUAGCUUGCCUCUUGUCAUCGUCUUACUCAACGAGAUCAACCGAACCCUCCAGUCACAACAAUGGGACUGUUUGACAAGAACACCAACACGCACCCCAAUCUGAGCAAGCUGCAAGAUGUGAAACGAACGCUGACAUACCAUGGAUGGGAAAUUGAUUUUCGGGAUGCCCUGGAUGCUCACAAAGAACGAGACUAUUCGGUCGACUUUCCCAAGGCGCUGCGAAAACUAAAGGUGAAACAAAAGCUUCACGAAAAGGAUCGCUCGCAUCCUCGUUUGGUGGCACUCGAUGCCAUUGUUGUAAAAGGCUUGACGUAUCCCGGUUGGGAGGCCGAUGUUCGUCAGCUGGAAACGAUGCACUGUGAAAUCCCGUAUAUCGCACGCUCCGAUAUAGCAUUCAACAACAAACUACGAGGUUUGGAGUUUAGUCAACAAAUGUACGAACAAACUGGAACAGUCGAAAGCACCACGGCCGCAGAAUCAUUUGGAAUAACCGCCACUAUCGAAGAACCAACCUCGUCAAGAUCGGACAAGACGCAUGGUCCAUUCGGGGCGUGUGUCAUUUGUGGAGACGAAGCAAGGUCUCAUGCGUUCGUUCCUUGCGGACAUCUCUGUGCCUGUCGGGAAUGCUCCCCCAAAGUCAUGCGGCGAGAUCGUCGGUGCCCCGUAUGCCGAGGCAGCUGCGCGGGAACAGUUCAGAUCUACCUCUAGCCAGAUAGUACCGGUACAGAUUGGGUUGUAUCGUUGCAUGUCCAUGGUUAGAAAUUGCAGUGAGGGAGCUGGUCGAAAGAAUACCACCACAGCCAGCGUCACUUGCAACAAAUAGUAGAAAUUGUUAAACAGUCUACGAGAUCUCUUGCGGCAUGUUGAAUGGCAUGGCGCCAGCAGAUCUUGCUGGUGUGUCUCGAAAAAGAAGCAAGACAAACCAGUCCUCUUUUAGGUCCUAGUAGUCAAAACGCUUGUGGAAUUUAGAUGACAUGAUCAUUCCAAAGUUGGUGAGAAAGGUUUGAAGGAUUCCAAUCUACAUGUAGUAUGAUCUAUCUGUCCUUGGUUCUGGCCGACUGGCUCUGGCCCAGGCCGUGUGUGCCUGGCUUUGAUUAUUAUUUGGUCUUAUCUGACACUACAGUAGCUAUCUAGCUA